UUCGUACACGGCUGUUCGUUUGCGCUACUGCUUUUGAAUAUACGCGACUUACGAAAAUUUAUUGUUGUUAUUUGUUAUUUGUCUUGUGUGCGGUUUGGUUGUGCGGUGUGCCGUCGGGUUAAGAUAAAUUCUAUUCUAUUAUUUUAUAUUAUUUAAUACAAGUGCGUUGAAGAACUACUAAAGAAACAAAAUGUAUAGAAGUCAAAAAACGAAAUAUAAUUAUGACUAUAUGACUUAUAAACAAAUAUUUAUUAACAAAUAAGGGUUGUGCUAAAUUUCAUUUCUAUUAUUUUCGCGUUUGCUGGUAUAAAAAGUGCAUAACGCAAAGUGCGAAUAAAAGUAGAACUAAUACAUAAAUAACUCGAAAGUACCGGUUGCGGAUGCGGAUGUAAAUGUAAAUGUGUGAGAAAUAAUGACAAAAAACAACAUUCGAGACCAACAACACACAACAACGAGAACAGAAACAACAAAAACAACACUUAAAGUAACUUUUAUAAAAGUAAGCAAAAAUGCAAAAAUAAAACCGCAAGUCAGCAAGAACAAGGACAACAACAAUUUAAAAGUGAUUCACACUCGUCGGCUUAUGAUUUCGUCGAUAAAUAUUUGAAUUGUUUUUGUGACAGAUAGGAAAUAGCCAAGUAACGACACUCAUACCGACAUCUGAAUGUGUGCACAUACAUACAUACAAACAGAAUCAAAUAAAGUAAGCAACUUACGGCAGCUGAGUAGUGUAGAAGCAGAAGAAAUCGGAAAUAACAACACGUAGCCGUAAUAAGAGGAAAAAAUAGCAAAUUUGCGACCGCGCGUGUGAAUUUGGAAUUUUUCUCAUUUUUAUAUUUGACUCUUUCGUUUGGUUUGUUAAUUUCUUGGUAAAGCUUAUUUGUAUUGCUUUUAUUGACAUGCCAAAAAAAUACUUUUGUGGGAAACAAGUGUGCGAUUAGCAGGGCAUGAAAGGAAGUAAAUUCUUCCAUGUGUAUGAGUAAGAACAACAAAAACAAUACAAGCUAAAUAUGAAAAUUGAAUGCCUUCUCAUAUCGCUAAACGGAAAUACCAUUACACCUACGGUUUAGCGGGCGUAAGUGCAGAGAAGCAACUGGCUACAAGGCGACACAAGCAGUUGGACAGACAGUUGAGGUAGUUAAUGAGGGCGGCGGAACAGUGGCCGUAAUAGUAAUAAUACUAAGUGCGUUAGUGAGUGAAGAGUAAAUAAACAAAUGUAAGAAGAAUAAAAAGCAAAAGGCUACAGAAAGUAAGACGAAGAAAUAAAAUAAAAAAAACAACAAAAAAAAAAACUAUUUAUAACGUAUAAAACGCACCAAGGAAUGAACAAGUGCAAAACCUGAAAUGUUGCAAUAAAUGAAAGGAUCAAAAUAGAAAAGAAAGGAAAGAAAAAAUAAAGACCCAACUGCAACACUCUCAAACAGAAAGCAGCAGCAGCGCACACGCGCGGAAGUGUGGAGCGACUAUUGAGUUCACACAGGCACACACCGUCCCCCGCCUUGUAACGCGUUGCGGCCUACCCAACCAGCUGCAUGCAUUUCGUGUCGCUGAGCUUUUAACUACGCUGGUGUGUUGGUUGCAUUGUUGCCGCGCCAGCAGCGUAAAGCAAGUAAAAGUAGAAUGUCAAACGAAUAUAAAGGGAAAAGAACUCGCAAAUAAGGAAGUGCUGUGGUAGUAAAAAACAAUUACAAUAAAACCAUUGUGUGCAACAGCGCAACAGGAAGAAAGUCUUCUUUCAAACGAGUGGAAAUUUGAGUAUUGAACAAAAAAUCAAGUCAAAGCAUUGAGAAUUGGGAUUAGCAAGUAAAAAAGGCGCAGAGAAAUAACACUUCAAAAACGAGCCAGUGAAAAUGUAUAUGAGUGCAACAUUUAAUGACGCCAACAACGGAACUCAACAACAAUUCUUUAGAAAAAAUACAAAAAGCAACAAAAGCAGAGAGCAAAAAGUGGCAAUCAUAUCAGUAAACAGUCGCAUACACGAGAUAUAAAUAAAAAGAAAACGCUGAAGUUAGCCUAGCGGUAGCAGAGCACAGCGAACAGCAGCGGCCACUGCUGCAGUCAGUAGAGCAACAACAAUUGCAAGAAGAACAACAGUAAUCACAAUAAUAAUAAACAGCAACAGCACAAAUCGAACGUCAGCAACAAAUCAACUCACACCAGCCACAACAUAAGCGGAGUGUGAGCAAACACAUACAUAUGUACAUACGUAUGUAUGCAUGCACAUAAAUAAAUAUCAAACACAAAAUAAGAACAAAUAAAAAAAGUAUAAAAUCAAAAGCAGUAAAAACAAAAAAAAACAACAAUAGUUCAACAAACGGCUGGGAGCAAGAGAGAAGAAGAGAAAGGCAGUCAGCCCCAAUUGCCAGACAACAAACAAACAGACGGAAAACCGAAAGGCGGAAAGCUAAGAAACGCAAUCGCAUAAGUGCUUUAAGCAAGCGAGAAUACAACAACAGACAACCAAUGCGUCGGCCAGCCUGCUAGAGAGUCAGUCAAGCAGGCGGGUAGCAGGCAAGCAAGCAAGCAAAACAGUCAGCCAUUUAGCCAGUCAGGCCAGCCCUGUGUGUUGUACAACGUCGGCAGGCAGUGUUCUGGAUCUGGACAUAUCCGCUUCCGCAUUGUGUUUGGCUUCGCUUUGCGUUGUUACGUGGCGUUACGCUUCGUUUCAUUCGUUGUGCUUUGGUUUGGUCUUUUGGAAUCUUGGAUUUGGCAAAGCAGAAGGCGGUCGCCAAUAAGUCAACAACUCACCAAGCACCAAACACCAAGCGUGUGUUGGUGGUGGAGGAAAUAGCAUUGCUGCAAAACCAAUUUUGUUGCAUUGGAGCGGAAGAAACAUAUUAGAGAAUAAGGUAAGCCUGGCAGCGAAUAUGCAAUCCAGCAUCUUCUCUAUAUGGAUUAGCAAUUAAAAUAAAAUUAAGAUUAGUUCGUUUGCUCAUUCGUGUGCUCGCACUACAGCUAGCGCGACUUGAUUAGCGACUCAUUGGUCGACCCAGCGACCUAGUGGAACAGCAGUCGUGUUUCCGUGUGGCGCUGGUCAACACAAACAAUUAAAAUCGUGCACGCGUCUGGUUCAAAAUGAAAAUGCUUCCCGUACAGCUGUCGUUGAAUCCGCCGCUCGGCCUCUGGAGUGAUAUGUUAUGGCGUUGCCCACCGGCGCCCUCAAGCCAAUUGGCCGAAUUGAAGACACAACUGCCGCCAUCGUUGCCAUCCGAUCCACGUUUGUGGGGCCGCGAAGAUGUCACAGUCUUUUUGCGUUUCUGUGAACGUGAAUUUGACCUACCCAAAGUGGAACAUGAUCUCUUCCAAAUGAACGGCAAAGCGCUUUGCCUGCUCACACGCGCAGACUUUGGUCACCGUUGCCCGGGUGCAGGCGAUGUGCUGCACAAUGUUCUACAAAUGCUCAUCAUCGAGUCACACAUGAUGCAGUGGCAUUUACCCAACAGCCCAGUCACACCUACCAGCCGUUACCCACUCUCCCCGCACAGCCAUCCGCCGACACCAACUUGGCCACCAAUUGGUGCGCUGCCAGACAGUCCCUUCCACAAUGCGCAUAUGCAUCAUUUUAUGGCGCCCAAUUCGGUCACACUCAGUCCGCCACCAUCGGUAGACUCGCAAGCCAGCAGUCCGCCACAAAGCCAAGAGCAAAAUAUAGCGGCAGCAGCAGCAGCGGCCGCCGCUUCAGUGAGCGGCGCUAGCACAAGUAGCAGCAGCAGUAGUAGCACCAGCAGCGGUAGCAGUAACAGCGGCGGUGGCUUGGGAGCCAACAGCAACAACGCCAUUCACACUAACGGCAGCCUCGUGCCACCAGCCAUCUCCGUGACAAUGAGCUCCGGCAAUAGCUACUCCGCACACCAUGCGACGGUCAGCACUGGCGCUAGCAGCAAUCAGUCCGAUUCAGAUGAAGAAGGUAGUUACUCAGAGUUGGCGGCAGCGGGCAAUAGCUUGGCCAAGAGCGGUGCAGCCGCAGCAGUUGUAGCCGCACACUAUAAAGCCAGUCCGCCAACCACGCCCAUUUUAAAGGAUAUGCCACAGAGCCUGUCACAGCAGAUUACCAACAGUUUUGUGAAUUCUUGGUCACAGAGCCAAGCCGCACAGGCCAUGGGUCAGAAAUAUCAACCGAAUAGCGGCAAUGGCGGCUCGGUUUCGGCACCCACGACGCCAAGCUAUAUGCAACCUGUGAAACGUGAAUUCUUUCCUGAGACUACGGAGCCCAACACCAAUGGCCGUUUAUUAUGGGAUUUCCUGCAGCAACUGCUCAACGAUCGCAAUCAGAAGUACAGCGAUUUGAUCGCUUGGAAGUGUCGCGACACUGGCGUCUUCAAAAUCGUGGAUCCCGCCGGUUUGGCUAAACUUUGGGGCAUACAGAAGAAUCAUCUUUCCAUGAACUACGAUAAAAUGUCACGAGCGCUGCGCUACUACUACCGCGUCAACAUUCUGCGCAAAGUGCAAGGCGAACGCCAUUGCUAUCAGUUCCUGCGCAAUCCAACCGAGCUGAAGAACAUUAAGAAUAUCUCGCUGCUGCGCCAAUCCGUUGCAGGCAAUGGCGGCCCAACAGCGACAAGCAGCGCUAAUGGCUCCAACAACGCUGGCAGCGCGUCGAACAACAAUAACAGCAAUAACCUUAACAAUGGCAACAACAAUAAUAACAAUCAGUCUCCCGGUACAAAUUUGAGUAGUACAAAUUGGACUUUGCCGCAUCAGCAAUCACCGCAGCGGCACCCAUCGUCGCACGCCAGCAACGGCAGUGUUAAUGGCAACAGCCACAGUAACGGUGUCGGUAAUCAGCAUAUGAGUCUUCCUGCGGCCGUAGCUGCUGCGGCGGCAGCUGCUUACGGUCCACCACCCACAUCGCCGCUCUUCAUGCACGCCAUCAAUGGGGCCUUCCAAUACUUGUCGAAUAAUACAGGCGCACCACCCAAUUCGCCAGCAAUGCCGCACACACCCAGCGAGAAAUUCCAAUUUGGAGCACUAAAAGUGGAACACAACAGCGCAUCAUCGCCGGAUCAUGGCGAGGAACUGAAGCCAACCGAUUUGAGUGUGGCGGGGAGUAGCAUCGAGAAGCGGCCUUAUUCCAGCCCAUCGGCAGAGGAUUGCUACCCACUUAUACGCAACGCUGACGGACUUACCACCAUCAAAUUGAUACGUUACAAUAAUGACAAUGAAACGAAUGUGUCCAAGCAGUCAACGCACGAGCAGCAGCAACAACAGCAGCAGCAGCAGCAAGCAAAUGCUGCUGUAAAUUGUAGCAACAGCGGCGAGCAGCAGCAACACACGCCUAUGGACCAUAUGGAUAACGAUGGCAAUGAGGACGAAGCCGCGUCUGGCGCUGCUGGCGUCAAUCUAAUGCCAACGGAUCUGCGCAAGUAAAAAGCGAAAACAAGGAGCAGAGUUAGCGCAGAGGAGCUAAAUUUUGUGACAAAACAACUACUAAGGCGAUGGUGAGCAAAAUGCAAGCAGGUAUGAGUUGCUGAAUAACAGCGCAGGACAAUCAAAAAGUUAAGGGAGGUUACGAGAUGUGGAACAAAAAACAGUAAACAAAUGGUAGGCAAAUAGGAAAUUACAAUUUGCAGUGCCUACUACAUAGCAACUUAGAAGACCUCCAGCAAAGUGCUUCAGCUCAGCUACUUUCUUUGCAAUCGUGCCAAAUCUAUGCGCAAGCAUCGCCGAAGUUGAAACUAAAAUCGCUUUUCGAAUGUAUCAAUAGGUGAUCGAGGCGAAUGUCUGAUCACAUAUUUGCAAUAUGAAAAUUACGCAGCAUACGUGGUCCUUAAAGAAAUGCGUGGUUAAGAGUAAGAAUUUCUGAAAGUUGAAAGGUAUGAAAAGUAUGAAAAAUAAAUCAAAUUUAAAGUAGUGAUUUAAGGUGUGCAAGCACGCUGGCAAAUGAUUGCAUACGAAUAUUAUAAAAAUAUGCUUGUAUGUGUGUACGGUUAUAUGUGCAUGCAUAUGCAUGUACAUCAAAGUAGCUUAAGUUUGUAGUGGUAAACGUGUGCAUUAUUAUAUACAUACAUACAUACAAAUACACGAGCGUUUGUAUAGGUCGUGCAUAUAAUAUACAUAGACACGCCCAUAUAUAUAUAUAUAUAUAUAUAUACAUAAAUAAAAUUAUAAUUAUAUAUACAAGCAUAUGUACAUAUAUAUAUGCAACUAAAUCUAUAUUUACAAACUUAUUAAUUAAAUAACAAAUAGAGUAUAUACUUACAUUAAAAAUAUUACGGUAUAUAAUUAGAAUGAAAAAAAAUUACUUUAAACUAAAUAUUAGUUUAUUAAUGUUUAUAAUUAUGCAGUUAUAAUGAAAGCACAUACAUACAUACAUACGUUACACAAAUACAUACAUACAUAUGUAUAUAAAAUUCAGCAUUGAUAUACUCAUUAGCAUUGCAACAAAUAUAAAAACAAAUGUAGGCAAACAAUUUAAACACUCACAAGCACACACAGCCCAGCAGAGCAUACAAAAUUGUAUAUUGUAGAUAUGUAACACAAAGUUGUGUAUACUAGUUUUAAGUAGAUUUUGUGUUAAGCAGAAAGUGCAGAAUUUUCGAAAAAUUGAAAAAUGUUGUUGAGCUUAAGUUUUUUUUUUUAUUUUUAUUAUUAUUUUUUUCUUAAUUUUUUUUUUUAUUUUUAUUUUAAGUUUUUA
This is a messenger RNA of Anastrepha ludens (Mexican fruit fly), 6634 nucleotides long. RefSeq names its product ets DNA-binding protein pokkuri (gene aop). Gene Ontology annotation, biological process: regulation of transcription by RNA polymerase II; cell differentiation. Gene Ontology annotation, molecular function: DNA-binding transcription factor activity, RNA polymerase II-specific; sequence-specific DNA binding. Bases 3076 to 5367 code for a protein of 763 amino acids. NCBI's taxonomy places the organism in Eukaryota, Metazoa, Arthropoda, Insecta, Diptera, Tephritidae. The transcript has 5 exons. The record is from RefSeq and is a predicted model, not a curated record. Gene Ontology annotation, cellular component: nucleus.